Messenger RNA from Perognathus longimembris pacificus (Pacific pocket mouse), 1440 nucleotides. It is a transcript of the gene Exosc9, whose product is annotated as exosome component 9. Gene Ontology annotation, cellular component: nuclear exosome (RNase complex); cytoplasmic exosome (RNase complex). Gene Ontology annotation, biological process: U1 snRNA 3'-end processing; TRAMP-dependent tRNA surveillance pathway; U5 snRNA 3'-end processing. Bases 53 to 1375 code for a protein of 440 amino acids. The transcript is spliced from 12 exons. The record is from RefSeq and is a predicted model, not a curated record. Lineage: Eukaryota; Metazoa; Chordata; Mammalia; Rodentia; Heteromyidae.
GGGACGCGCGUGGAGUCCUCGGCGGUUCGUUGUCUGGCCCGGGGACCCCACGAUGAAGGAGACGCCCCUGUCCAACUGCGAGCGCCGCUUCCUGCUGCGCGCCAUCCAGGAGAAGAAGAGGCUGGACGGCCGGCACACCUACGACUACCGGCGCCUGAGGAUCUCGUUCGGGGCCGACUUCGGGUGCUGCGUGGUGGAGCUCGGGAAGACCAGAGUUCUUGGCCAGGUUUCCUGUGAACUUGUUUCUCCAAAACUCAACAGGCCGACAGAAGGUAUUCUCUAUUUUAACCUUGAACUCUCUCAAAUGGCUGCUCCAGCGUUUGAACCUGGCAGGCAGUCAGAUUUGUUGGUGAAGUUGAAUCGACUCUUGGAAAGAUGUCUGAGGAAUUCCAAGUGUAUAGACACUGAAUCACUGUGUGUUGUUGCUGGUGAAAAGGUCUGGCAAAUACGUGUGGACCUACACUUACUAAAUCAUGAUGGGAAUAUUAUCGAUGCUGCCAGCAUUGCUGCAAUCGUGGCCUUGUGUCACUUCCGAAGGCCUGAUGUCUCUGUGCAAGGAGAUGAAGUCACCCUGUACACCCCUGAGGAACGCGACCCAGUGCCCCUGAGCAUCCACCACAUGCCCAUCUGUGUCAGCUUCGCCUUCUUCCAGCAGGGAACGUACUUGCUGGUGGAUCCCAGUGAACGAGAGGAGCGUGUGAUGGGUGGCUUGCUGGUGAUUGCCAUGAACAAGCACCGCGAGAUCUGCACCAUCCAAUCCAGUGGUGGGAUAAUGCUGCUUAAGGACCAAGUUUUGAGAUGCAGCAAAAUAGCUGGUGUGAAGGUAGCAGAAAUUACAGAGCUCAUACAGAAAGCUUUGGAGAAUGACCGCAAAGUCAGGAAAGAAGGUGGAAAGUUUGGCUUUGCAGAAUCUAUAGCAAAUGAAAGGAUCACAGCUUUCAAAAUGGAACAGGCCCCCGUCGAUACCUCUGCAGUGGAAGAGAAGGCCGAGGACAUCAUUGCUGAGGCCGAGCCGCCUCCACAAGUUGUUUCUAACCCUGUGCUAUGGACCCCUGGCACGGCCCAGAUUGGAGAGGGAAUAGAAAACUCCUGGGGUGCUCCUGAGGACUCCGAGGACGAUGAUGAGGACGGUGCUGGCAGCGGCGAGGCUGUCGUUCUGGAUGACGUAAAAAUGGACACUGCAGGAGACAUGGCUGGUAUCGGAGGCCAAGAUGCCCCUAUCGUCCUCUCCGAUAGUGAAGAGGAGGAAAAGAUCAUUUUAGAACCAGACAAGAACCCAAAGAAAACAAGAACUCAGACCGUCAGUGCAAAACAAGAGAAAGCACCAAGUAAAACUCCAGUAAGGAAGAGGAAAAAGAAGAGAGCUGCUAAUUAGAGUUAACAUGAUUUAAUGUAUGUAUAUAUAUAUAUAUAUAUAACUAUUAAAAGGAUAUUUAUCCC